UUAAAGGACAAAAAAAAAAAAAGACUAAAAAUAGUGUUUUGUCAUCACUGUCUGUCUGGUGUGUUUAUUUUGGUUUAAAAAAAUCUGUGGUUUGACUUAAAUUCAUCAGUUUUCCUUUUAAAGGGGGGAUUGGGGUGGACCUAGCAACGGCUUAUAGUCUCCUUUUCCCUUUUUGCCCCAGUCUCUUUUAAAGAACUGUCUUCUAGUAACUAGAAGUGAAAUGUACUGUCCAGUUACAGUUUGAGUGGGUAUGAGAUUUAACUCAAAAGGCAUCUUACAAAAAAAAAAGAAACAUGUUUUCUUAUAAAAUCCAAUUUAUGUAAAUGUUUUCUCUGUAGUUCAUACUACCUACUUUUUAUUCAUUCUUUCCUUAAUACUGUAUAACCUUUUAAGUGUUUUGACUUGUCCAGAGGUUUGUUAGUGUUGCUGUGCAUGUGUCUUGAGGUCUCAUCUCAAGUAAGUUUGUGUAUGAUCCAAGAUUUCAGUGGAUAUUGCAAGGCAACUAAUGAACCGAUUUCAUAAGUUUUCCUUUUGCCAAACUAACGAUUAUCAAUUAAGAAUUUCCUCUGGUUGAUGUUAUACAGGAAAGCACAAUAUUUUUUGCCUUUUGGUCUUCUUUGUAAAAGUCUUCAGAUACUUGUGGGUUAAAAAUUGAAUGUAAUGUUAAGUGACAGAUGCCUGGAAUACAUUUACAAUUUUUAUUUUUCCUUCCUAAUCAUCCAUUAACUAGUCCGCCAUCAGUGGAGAGUCAUGAGGAUGCUGAAAAAGUAUGACUAGCUUCCUGUUACCUUCUGACGUUUUGAAACUUAAAUAUGCCUUUUCAUUGAUACUGUGGGAUUUUCUUUAUUUACUUGAAAGUCAUGGAGGAUUUGGUAUGACUUGACCACAGGUUUAGACCAAGGCUGAGAAGAACAGAAGGGAGAAAUUAAUGGCAAAACAAAAAAAUACACAAAUCUGCAGUUUUGGAAUUAAUGAAACAAGAUUGAUCUAUUUAAAGAAAUGUUGGUGUUCUAAUACAAAGCAUUAUUUUCACUUAGAGAAAAUUAUUUACAACGUGCUCUCUUCUGUAUUGUAAUAUUUUGUAUUAAGACAUGAUUUAAAAUGUCUUUCUACCCUUCUUAUCUCCUCUGAACUGCAACUGAAGUUGCAAUUCUUCAUCAUUAGUAUUUUAACCUUGGCAAAGGUUAUAGAAAGAAAAAUGGGAAAAUGGUAGGCCUUUGGUAUUCUUAAAAGCUAAGUCAUUAGAACUAUGCAGAUCCCCAAGUUUAGAAGUACAAAUGUAGCACUAGUAGUUAGCUUUCUAGCUGGGGGAGAAGACAGGAGAUUUUCCUUCCACAGAUGUUUAUUUUGCUUCCUGAUACGUACCGCAGCAAAGCCAUGUUGAUGUGUAGAUGCGGGACUUCCUCACUAAGCUGCUGCACACCAGCUUUGCCUGCAUGAUUCAAAUUUGUGCCUCAGUAAAAUUAUAAAUUAUUGCAUGUCAUACUCUGAAUAAUUGAAAAGGCAAACAUUAAACCUGUGAUUGCCCACAGUGUACUUUAAUAAUAAAAAACAUGGCAGCCAGGUGUACUCCAGUGCAGUGUAGUCAGGAGGCUGAAGUGGGAAGAUUGCUUGAACCUAGGAGUUUGAGUCCUGCCUGGUCAACGGUGAGACCACGUCUCUCUCUCUCUCUCUCUCUCUCUCUCCCUCUCCCUCCUUUUUUUUUUUUUUUUAAAGAAAGGACAAAGGCUGACCUGUAAGAUUAGCAUGAUUUUACCUGUGCUUUACUUCUGUUCUUCUCUACUUUUGUCUUUAGUAGGUGUCCAAAAAAUGUCUUUUUGUGCUGCUUAAUUUUUGGAUUCUGGAUGCAAUUCAGUGCAUGUAAAGAAACUACUUGCUUGUCAGUAUUUUAAUUCUGUAGUACAUUUGUGUGAAUAUCAACCAGCACUUACAGUAGGAGAAUGAAAAGAAAAACUGAGAAAGCCUCUCUUUCAAAGGAUGGGAUAAUCCACUUUUUGAGGGAGAAAGUGACAGUUUGGAGUGGGAUUUGAAAAGUGUAAAUGGUGGAAAAAUUUGAGCUGUUGAAGUCCCACAUAUAACCAGAUUUGAUAAAGUUUCACAUGUGGAUUAGCGUCGUGUGUGUAGAAGGUGCUUUUAUAGCAGGUCCUUAAAUACUCCUUUUGAAAUUCCUGUUUUUAAAAAAUCAUACCAUUACUUCUUUGGAUAUGAAUGUCCCAAGUGGUAUCUCAUACUGUAGUAUGAGGAAGAAUGGAUGUUAAUGUAUUGUUUUGAAUUUUGGUCUUCUCUUGUCCUGGAUCAUAUCCAGUCACCACUAUGCAACAAAUGAUGUGCACUGGGCAAGGAUAUGAUGGGUUAUUCAAACUGUAUCUUGCUUGUUUUUUCUUUUGCAGUACUCCAAGUGGUCUAAACAGGAAUGUCUUGUAAACCUCAAGACUCCCUAUUGAUUAUUCCCUUACAUAUUUAUUUACAAUUUAUCAGGGUAAUUGGUGGUGCCUUAUGAAAAGCAUAACUUGAUUUCUUGAUCUUUGAGCAUGUUUUGUGUUUCUUCUGUUUUCUGAAAGAAUAUUAGAUAUGGUUGAUUGCAUUACAUCUAAAAGAUUUAAAAAUUAUGUGUAUGCUCAGGUUCCCCACACCCACACCCACCCCUACCCCCUGUCAUUUACAUUGGUGGCAACUUUAAAUGGUAACUAAGUAAAAGUACAUUUUGGUAAGGAGUAUUGAUAAUCCUGAGGAAAACUAGUGAGUACAUGGGAGCCACCUUUAACCUGUGCCAAAGCAGUUUCUAAUUUCAUUUGCUCUCUAACUGCAAAAUAAAGAACUGAGCUGAAAUAAUUUGAUCAGUGGUGUGAUUAGCCUAUUAUCAUUGCUGAGAAUAGUGUUUUUGGAGUGUGAAGUGAUUCCUGAAGAUUUCACCUGCCUUCUGUUUCCAGCAAGAAUCCAGUGAUGACCAACACAUUUCCUCACCUUUGGUUCUUGAGAAGUUUAUCCCUUUGCAACAAACCAUUAAUAGGGAAGACAAGGAAAUGCUUUCCUUUUCUCUUUGGCUUCUUAACCAAUUCAGACCCCAAGUUACUUCAGAGAAGCAAAUGGCACCUUUUCCCCAUUGCCAAGGAUCCUAGCUUAUGCAGAUAUGAAGGACAGAUCAUUUCUGAAAAUGUUAAGACUCUGCUUGCUGUGAACUUGGCCUCAAAACAGUUUCAUGAAAUGUGUAACUCUCUAUGUGUAGGUUAGGAGGAGGGUUGGUGGAAAGAGCAGGGGCGGGGAGGGAAAUCUGAUUACCUCCUGGGAAAUAAUUUUCUUGCCAACAAAAAGAUACACUUGAAGUUUCUGAAGGUGGCAAAUCCAUUAAAAAAAAAAUUGUGUUGGACUCUCCCAGUUUAGAUCAAGUAUUUCUUGGGGGUCUUGACAUUGUGGUUGAUACCAGUAAAUGAAAGAUCCAGAACAUUUUCAUUUAAAGCUCUACCAUUAAUUGGAACAUGGUGAAACAUUUUACACAUUAUAAAAGUAGGGAACAGUACAAAAGAAUGCAAUCAAAUACUAUAUUAUGUAAAUAAACUAGAGUGAUUUUGGAAUUUCACUCUUCACUCCUUCUCACUUGUUUGUUCUUUGAAGUGUAUUUCUACCUUGGUAGGAAGAAAGACUUGAUUUAAUCUUUCCUUAAAGAUCCAUGAAAUUUCUUUAUUAGGCAGAACUUCUCCCUAGCCUUAUCUCUGGAGCUAGGUUGUGUAUCUUGUCCGUGGGGGGAAGAAGGCACCACCAGAAGCAGCUUUAGAAAUGGCUUGGUGGUCCCACCUUGUGUUAAGGAGCAUUUUUGAAGGUGUCAGGGACAUAGGAUGAAAUCAGAAUUUUCUUUAGUUUCAAAAAAGGUUUUCAGAAGCCCAGAUGAGAACCUUAGAAUUACAGAAUGUAAAGAACACUGGAUUUGGGAAUAAAAUAAUCUGGGUUUUAGCUCUAUGUUUGGCCCCUUAUGUGAGUUGCUUAUCUAUUGUGGCCCUUGGUUUCCUACCAUAUGCAAGUUAGUCACAAAGAAACAAGUUAUAGCCCCUCCCCUUGACAGGGUAAGACGUAGAUGAUUUCUAAGGAUGUUUCUUCCUUAAAAAGGUUAUAGAAUUUAAAGAUGACAACAGAGGCUGUAUAGUCCAAAUCCCCAUUUAAUGAGAGAAAAAUUGAUUGGGCACUCCUGAGGACAGAACAUACAGUGUCUGUCCUAUCUUGGAAAAAUCUAAGUAUUGGUCACUAACAUGUAUCGGAGCUUGCCUAUAGUCUUCCCUCUGCUGGGGUCUGAAUUUUGCGGCAUUUUCGAGCACUUUCCCUUUUGCCGUGGGACUAGCAUAUCUGCAUCUCUCUAUUCCAUUCAGUGCUGAACUCCUGGGAGGUAAGGCGAGAGUGUUAGACACAUUUUGACAAACCUAGCCUAACCGUUCCAUCAUCUGUGGGCCCCUUCCCUCUGCAAAUUCUGCUGCUCUGUUGAGACCAGCAGCUUUAGUCUUUCUGACCUAGCCCUGCCAUCUCUAACUGGGGCUAAACUUCACUGAGACACAAAACAGCAUAUCAUUCGUGUUCUCUUUCGUACCUUGAGUAACAAUUCAAACUCAUGUCACCUUGGUCACUUCCCAGGACUUGUUUUGUCAUAGAAGCAUCUCGUUCCAGAGUUCAGUUGAAACACUGAGAGACUGGUUUGAUUCCCUUUGCUUCUCAUCCGGAUAAUGCAUUGCUGCCAUCUGAAAUAAGCCCAUCCAGUCAUCAGGCCUCAAAUUGCUACCUGUUUUCCUCAAUUCGUUUUACCGUUGCUGCCGUCCUUGCCAGUUCUUUGCAUUAUAGAGAUUUUCAUUCCCUAUUCCUUUGUAAAUAUGCUUUUCUGCUUUUUCAUUAACUGGAAACGGACUCUCCCUCAGCUGUACUUGCCUUAGGACUCUUUCAAGUGGAGAGUGUUCGUCUUCUCACUUUUCUGCCGGUGAAUGGAUGGACUACAGGGUCUGCUGCCCCUGUGUUCUUGAUUCCACUGCUACACCGUUGUUCUUCUGUCCCGAGGCUUCUGCUGUUCAGCUGCACCGUCUGUCCUCCUCACCGCCAUCUCUGGUCACUCCCCUUCAUUUAUGGAAGGGACUUUGAUGAUUGAUGGGCAUCUCUUUCCCCAGUGCUGCCAUCAUUCUGGGCAGUUUCAUUAGUCAUGGAUGACCUUAAUUUCUGGACCUCCAUCUCCACUAGUCAUUUUCACUCCAUUUAGCAAACCAGUUUUAAGUCAACACUUUGGACUCAUCAGAAAUUUAUUUUCUGAAAUGUAGAAUCGAUAAUUCUAUGAUUUUAGUGUCCUUUAAUUUCUUCCUCUCAGUAUACAGUAUACUUAUUCUUUGACCUCAAGAAGCCUCCAGUUCCUUAACCAACCUUCCCCACCCCCCCCCACCCCCGUUUGUCAGUUUACUCUGGCUUUACCGCUUCCCCGUUUAGCAUCGACUGUGGCCUGUCGCUCUGGCUCUGCAGAAACUUAUCGCUGGAUCAGUUUGGCUGUCUGACUUCUUUGCUUUCAUGGGCUGCUGCGUACUACUGAGUAUGUACCAGUGGUUGGUGGCACCACAGAUUCUGACUUCUUUGCUUUCAUGGGCAGCUGCGUACUACUGAGUGUGUACCAGUGGUUGGUGGCACCACAGAUGGACUCGAGUAGGCAGGUGCUUGAAGCAGUUCAGCAGCCCUGGCCGUCCAGCAACCUCUUCCAUUCUUAAAGACUAUUUCAGAUUUUCACCUCUUGUCAAAUAGCCUGUCACCUCUGCUGCCUCUGCAGAGGCCUACCCUCCUAAUGGGUAAAUUGAAGCUAACAGGAGAGCUGCUAAGCUUCUUCCUCAGUUAUCUAUAUCAUCAUCCUCAUCUGUCCCAGAGGAGGGGUCUGUCCUGUGGUCAACACUAUGAAAGUAUAGGUGAAUGAGCUAAUCAGUGAAUCCUAUCCCAUUGUAACUCCUUAGAGACCUUGUUCUGUCAGUCAGCCCUUUAUCUUCCGCAUCUUUCAUUUAGCAUAUAAUUUCAAGCUCUGUAUUGAACAGGAGAGCUCAACUCCUAUAUGUUUUCCCUUGAACCUGUCUCUUUUCCUGUUCUCUUCUUCUUAUUGAAAUGCUACCUUUUCAGAGGCCCCCAUGUUUUCUCUUGCAAUGGCCUGUUCUAUUCCCUUAGGGGACUUUGCCAUAUAUGGCAUAUUUGUGUAAAAGUUCCACGAGAGCCUAGGUUUUGUUUCCUUUAUCUCUCCAUAUGCAGCAACUAGAACAAUACUAUGCAUAAACAUUCAACAGAUAACUUGAAGGAAUGCUGUUUCAUGCCUUCGUUCCUUCCUAUACAUUAUUGCUCCCCUGUUGUUCUCUGUUUGGACUGCCAUAACCUCAUCUGCCUUUUCUCCUUACUACUUUCUCAUUCUUCAAAAUUCAGCUCAUCCCCAAAUUCCUCUGAGAAGUUCUUCAGGUUACUCCUCUCCAUCUAAUCUGAGUUAGAUGUCCUUUCUUGGAGCUCUAAUAGCGUUUAGACUAGACACCGGUCCUCAGAGUGAGGCUUCUGCAUGGACAGCAUCACCGUCAUCUGGGAAUUCAUUAGAAAUGCAAACUAUGAGGCCCUACCCUAGACUUUCUAAAUCAGAAACUCUGGGAAUGGGGCCAGCAACCUGCGUUUUAACAAGCCCUGAAGGUGACUGUGAUGCAUGCAAAGUUUGAGGACCACUAGAACAUAGUCCCUGUAGAAUAUAUCUCCAGGAUCUGACACAACACACAGAACAGGAUUAUUGUGAAGAUCUUCCUUAUAAAGACCUGAAGUCUAUCUUCCUGUAGCCUCAUCCAUCCUAGUUGAGCAUAUGAAAAACUAGUUCAGUUGCAUCUCUGUUCGGCAGCCUUAUAGCAUUUGAGGAUAGCGGUCAUCUCUACUUCUGCACCUCUCGUCCCCAACUCCUCUGGUUUAAUAUCUUUUUUUUUUCUCAUGUGCUCUAACUUUGAAUCCCUUCACUUUCCUCAUUGGGCUUCUCUGGACAAUUCCAACUUACUUCAUAUCCAUCUUAAAUACAUAUUCAAAAUACCCUUUUAGCUUUUAACCUACAGCUCUGAAAGGUGGAACUAUACAUGUCUAUAAUCACCCCAGCAAGACAGAGUUCACAAUGAACAUAGAAUUCCAUUUGUACAGUUGGAGGUGUUCCCAGGUGGGCAGAUUGCUUGAGGUCAGGAGUUCAAGACCAGCCUGGCCAACAUGGCGAAACCUCGUCUCUACUAAAAAUACAAAAUUUAGCCGGGCGUGGUAGCGCCUGCCUGUAAUCCUAGCUACUCGGGAGGCUGAGGCACGAGAAUCAAUUGAACCCAGUAGAGGCGGAGGUUACAAUGAGCCGAGGUCACGCCACUGCACUCCAGCCUAGGUUUCGGAGGGAGACUCUGCCUCAAAAACAAACCGAACCUGUCGCUCCCAUCCUAGACCAAUCUAAUUGCAAGUAUCUCACAGGGAGCCCAAGUAUCAAUGUUUUUUUGUACAGCUUUAUGGAGGCAUAAUCUACAUACCAUAAAAUCCACUUAUUUUAAUACAUGAUUUUAGCAAAUUUAAAAGAAUUGUGCAACCCUUACCACGUCAUAGAAACUUCAGAAUGUUUCCAUCACCCACAAAGAAACUUCAUGUCUCUCUGGUCAAUCCCUGUUUCUACUCCCAGCCCUAGGUGACCAUUAAUCUGAGUCUCUCUAGAGUUGCCUUUUCUAGACCUAAACAUCAGGAUUUUGUUUUCUGCAGCCAGAAUUGAGAACCGUAGUUCUAAAUGCAUUAUGAGAGACAAUGAUUUUUAAGGAUUAUGUAUAAUAAGUAUGUUUUACAUAUUUUCAUAUUUAUGACUCCCAUCCAUACAGUGAAUGCAUCUAUCACCAGUAAGACAAAGAUCAUUAAUUUGAUAAUGGAACUUAAUAGACGAUUCUAUUAUUUUCCUUUUCUACAUUUUAGUAUCAUAUUCAAAAUGGCCUCCCAUUCUCUCCCCAGGUUAUUUUAAAACAUCUCCAGUCUGCUUUUUUCCCCUUUAGCUCAUAAAUGAAUAGUGCUGGAUGAUAUCUUAGGAGCAUUUUCCCUGAGAUAAUGUCUUCGGUAAUGAUUGCACGUAUUGGUGUUGAUUCCAUCCUUGAAGUUAUUUUCCUUUAUCUUUCUCAUUGGUGUUUCUUCACUAGAGGUUUUGCUGUCUGAUUAACUUAUCUGCCAAAUAAAUGGACUUUUGCUUCGUAGGUACACAAACAUUUCUAAAACUUUUUUUGGAAAAUAUAUUUCUUUUUUUAAAAAACAAAUAACGCAUGCACAUUUAAAAAAAAAAAGAAAAAAUAUCCCAAAAUGACCAGUUAAGAUUUACUUUCAGACAACUCCGUGCAUAUUUACAUAUGCUUCUAUACAACCAUGUACACCUUUGCGUAAAUGAGACCACACUCUACGUACUGCUUUGUAAUUUGCUUCUUUCACUUAAUACUGAGAACAUUUGUACGUGACCAUAGAUAUAGAUUUGUAUUGUUUUUAAUGGCUGUAUAGUUUUGCAUUAUACUGAAUCUUAAUGAUGUUUAAGAGCUAUGUAUAUUGAGGACAUUAUUUCUUUGUUUUGUGUUGCAAAUUUUUGACCAUGUUGUUAUUAGUCUUUUAACCUUAUUUAUAGUUUUUUUUUGUUAUAAAAGUUAAGUUUUAUGAUGUAAACUUAAUCUUUUUGAUUUUAUAAUUCCUGGUUUUCCUGAUGUGCUUAGAAUGACCUUCCCUACUACAAGAUAAUAAAAAUACCUCCAUGAUUUUGCUUAAAACUUUUAUUCUUUAUAUUAAAUCUUUGUUACAUCUUGAAUUGAUUGGUGUGAAGAAUGCCAAGUUUCUUUAUUGCUCUGUUGACUACAUUUCUUAAGUUUCUUAAAUGGUUUGCGUGUCUAUGCAUGUGUACAUAUAGUCAUUCCAAAACCUCUAAUAUGCAAACACACUUUACAAAUGUGUAUACGUUCAGUAUUUUCUCUAUUUGUUAUCUACUGCUGCAUAACAGUAUUACCACAGACUUAGCAGCUGAAAGCAACACACAUGUAUUGCCUCACAAUUGCUGUGUCAGAAGUCAGGGCACAACUUUGCUGGUACCCUGCUUCAGGGUCUCACGAGGCUGUCAUCACAGUGGUGGUCAAGGCUGUGUCAUAUCUGAAGUGUGAGGAAGAAUCUACUUCUAAGCUCAUGUGGUUGUUGGCAGCCUUUAGUUCCUUUUGGGUCAUCGGAAUAAGGGCCUUAGAUUUUGGUUGGCCACUGGCCAGAGGUCAGCUUCAGUCCCUCGGCCUCUGCGCUUUCCCAACAUGGCCACUUGCUUUCUCAAAGCUAGCAAGAUCAGCUUACAAUCUUACGUAACGUAAACGUGUAUGUAUAAUCACAUACAUCCUGCCACCAUUGCCCUAUUCCAUUGGCGAGAAGCAAGUCCCAGGUCCUGCCCAUGCCAAGAGACAAUCAGAAGGAUGUGAGCACCUGGGGAGGCAGGGAUCGCGGAGGCCACCUCUGAUUGUGUCUGCUGUCCUCACACAGAAUGUGCUGCGUCAUACAAAGACUGAAGUGCCUGAGAGCAUAAGUGAACUUCCUUAGGCUUAAUAUAGGCUGGUGCAAAAGUAAUCGCAGUCAAUCGCAAAGACCACAGUUAGUUUUGCAUCAACCUAUAAAAGUCGCUCUAUCCAUACUUUCCUAUUCAAGUUAGAUCAAAAAAGGUAAGUGUAAUGUCUUUCUUUUUUAAUGCUCAUGAGAAGAAAUGCAGUAACUUUUUACACUUGGGCUAACAUUUUAUAAGACUGCUGCAGUUUGAAGUAUUUAUAACUGCCCUUUGGCCAAUAUCCUGCAUUCAGUAGAACAAAUUUACUUCUUAGGAAAAUAGAAAUCUCCAAAUCUUGUCAACCAUGUUCUGGGUUCCUUAACUACUGAUUCUCCUCUGAACACCCUCCAAAUGGUUCAUAUCCCUUUUAAUAUCUAUGCAAAGCAUUCUCUUAGUCUUCAAAUUACAAUUCUGUCUGAAAGAAUCAGAUCUUGAAUUUUAAAAUUUAUAGUAUCCACAGUGUUAAGUAUCUUUAUGAAUUUGUUUCCUCUCCAUACAUUUUUCUUCUACAGCCUGUGCUCUUGGAAGCUGUCAGCAAAAAUUGGUGUAAUUUCCAUCCAGAAAUGGAAACGUGAGGAUUUCCUCAUCAUUGAAAUUUGUCCUUUCCUGUGCAUCACAAGAAUCUCCGUUUUGUUCCUAGGGAUGGAUGCAUUGGGGUUUUGUAAAUUGGUAGUACGUGUGGUAUGACAACAUAGGAGCCAAGAGAAGAAACCGAAAGCAGAAUUCAGAGUUUUAAAGUAUUUCAUCCCAAGUUUGUCAACUAGGAAGCAAUGAUUUCUUUCCAAGGUAAUGAUAUUGCCAUCGCUGCUAUUGACAGGUGACUCUUCAGACUCGUUUACAACGUGGGAAGGGCGUGGAUCCGUGCUGGUUCUGUGUGUUUGUUUCGCAGUUCUUGUUUGGAAGAUGUUUAAUAUUCUAAUUGCUGUAGGUUCUGUGGAUUAAUACAUACACAUCUUAAGUCAUGUCUAGAAUUACAUAGCCCUAAGAUUCUCAGGUAUCCUAACGUCAACUUUUCUGUGCUUCUGUUACCACUAGGAUAGUGUCUACACAUUUCUAAAAGAUGGCCUGCACACACACACAAAAAAUGUAUUUUAGAAAUAUGUAUAGAUGGCCUAGUUCUAUCCUGGUUUUUCUAAUAUUAUGAAUUCAGUUACCAUUGUAUGGCAAAUUGUGACUGAGUAAAGAUUUUUCUCAUUUUUCAGAUGGUUAUAGCAGGAGGUAUUAAAGCUCUAGGAGAUGACAAGUGGACAGGACAGAGCGAGAAAGAAAUGGUGUGCUGAGUUCACCUGAAAGCCUCAGUUCCCAAGCUAUUUCUUUACUAAACUGUGUUUUUCUAAAGUUGUAUCUGUACCCUCUCUGGUUUGCAAAGAGGGGACAAAAGAGGGAAAUUUUAUACAUAUAAAGUCUAAAGAAGAGAGAUCUGAUACCUAAGGUCAAGGUAUAGGGAAGGAAUAGUAUAUAGUGUUAGAAUAUUUUGAUGGGUAAAUAUGAGAGGUUAUAGAAGUUGGAAUGAAAUGUGAAUGUCAGUGUUAGAGCCUGCCUAACAGAAAUUGAAGUAGACAACAAUCCCCUUUCUUCCCCCCUUUUCAAGUCACAACAGCCCUGCUUUUUUGGCUACAGAAAGCAGCUGAGGCUCAAUCCCAAAGCAGCAGUAGGUUCUGGUCCAAAGUGCAAACCAAAAGAAGCAGCAGGAGGGGUGGAACAGAGUCAUUACCAAAGAUUGAGUAUAGAAUAAAGUGAUCUACGAAAACGAGCAUGGAAGGGCAUGCUACAGGCUAAAGCCAGACUCAGGAAGGCCUGCUGUGAGGGAGAGGAAAUCUACAGCCCGGCGUGGGAGAAGAGAACCAUGGGGGCAGAGUGGGAUGGAUAGCAGGGCCUCAGGCACAGCCAGUAAUGGAGAGACAAAGCCAGUGUAUCCAGUCAUGGAAAAGGAGGAGGAAGAAGGCACCCUGGAGCGGGGGCACUGGAACAACAAGAUGGAGUUUGUGCUGUCAGUGGCCGGGGAGAUCAUCGGGCUGGGCAACGUCUGGAGGUUUCCCUAUCUCUGCUACAAAAAUGGGGGAGGUGCCUUCUUCAUCCCCUACCUCGUCUUCCUCUUUACCUGUGGCGUUCCUGUCUUCCUUCUGGAGACAGCACUAGGCCAGUACACCAGUCAGGGAGGCGUUACAGCCUGGAGGAAGAUCUGCCCCAUCUUUGAGGGCAUUGGCUACGCCUCCCAGAUGAUCGUCAUCCUCCUCAACGUCUACUACAUCAUUGUGUUGGCCUGGGCCCUGUUCUACCUCUUCAGCAGCUUCACCAUCGACCUGCCCUGGGGCGGCUGCCACCAUGAGUGGAACACAGAACACUGUGUGGAGUUCCAGAAGACCAACGGCUCCCUGAAUGGCACCUCUGAGAACGCCACCUCUCCCGUCAUCGAGUUCUGGGAGCGGCGGGUCUUGAAGAUCUCUGAUGGGAUCCAGCACCUGGGGGCCCUGCGCUGGGAGCUGGCUCUGUGCCUCCUGCUGGCCUGGGUCAUCUGCUACUUCUGCAUCUGGAAGGGGGUCAAGUCCACAGGCAAGGUGGUGUACUUCACGGCCACAUUUCCUUACCUCAUGCUGGUGGUCCUGUUAAUUCGAGGGGUGACGUUGCCUGGGGCAGCCCAAGGAAUUCAGUUUUACCUGUACCCAAACCUCACGCGUCUGUGGGAUCCCCAGGUGUGGAUGGAUGCGGGCACCCAGAUCUUCUUCUCCUUCGCCAUCUGUCUUGGGUGCCUGACAGCCCUGGGCAGCUACAACAAGUACCACAACAACUGCUACAGGGACUGCCUCGCCCUCUGCUUCCUCAACAGCGGCACCAGCUUUGUGGCCGGCUUCGCCAUCUUCUCCAUCCUGGGCUUCAUGUCCCAGGAGCAGGGGGUGCCCAUUUCUGAGGUGGCCGAGUCAGGCCCUGGCCUGGCUUUCAUCGCUUACCCGCGGGCCGUGGUGAUGCUGCCCUUCUCUCCUCUCUGGGCCUGCUGUUUCUUCUUCAUGGUCGUUCUCCUGGGACUGGAUAGUCAGUUUGUGUGUGUAGAAAGCCUGGUGACAGCGCUGGUGGACAUGUACCCUCGCGUGUUCCGCAAGAAGAACCGGCGGGAAGUCCUUAUCCUUGGAGUAUCCGUCGUCUCCUUCCUUGUAGGGCUGGUCAUGCUCACGGAGGGCGGCAUGUACGUGUUCCAGCUCUUCGACUACUACGCCGCCAGUGGCAUGUGUCUCCUGUUCGUGGCCAUCUUUGAGUCCCUCUGUGUGGCUUGGGUUUACGGAGCCAGACGUUUCUACGACAACAUCGAAGACAUGAUUGGGUACAGGCCGUGGCCUCUUAUCAAAUACUGUUGGCUGUUCCUCACGCCAGCUGUGUGCACAGCCACCUUCCUCUUCUCCCUGAUCAAGUACACUCCGCUGACCUACAACAAGAAAUACACGUACCCGUGGUGGGGCGAUGCCCUGGGCUGGCUCCUGGCUCUCUCCUCCAUGGUCUGCAUUCCUGCCUGGAGCCUCUACAGACUUGGCACCCUCAAGGGCCCCUUCAGAGAGCCGCCUCCGCGCUCCCUGCAGAGAAUCCGUCAGCUCAUGUGCCCAGCCGAGGACCUGCCCCAGCGGAACCCAGCAGGACCCUCGGCUCCCGCCACCCCCAGGACCUCGCUGCUCAGACUCACAGAGCUAGAGUCUCACUGUUAGGGGCCGGCCCUGGGAUGGUGCCUGUGAGCCUGGCCGUGGGGAUGGCUGCAGAGGGGACAGGGCAGAAGCAGCCGCAUGUGCUUCCCUGCCCCGCACCUGGAGUGGAUAAGACAAAAGGGGUGUUUUGGAAUCCACCUGCCGAGCUGGAGGCCUCCCACUCCGACUUUUCAGCUCGGGAGUUGCUGAACAGAUGUGCAAGGCCAGUGCCAAGAGUGGCCCUCUGAGACCCUUGGGAAGCUGGGUGGGGGCUGGUGGGUGGGGCGAGACUGUUGCUGGCUUCGGGCCCCCUCACCCUUCAUUCCAUUAAAUCCACAUUCUUCCCGCUGA
This is a messenger RNA of Macaca mulatta (Rhesus monkey), 13590 nucleotides long. RefSeq names its product solute carrier family 6 member 13 (gene SLC6A13). Gene Ontology annotation, biological process: nitrogen compound transport; amino acid transport; sodium ion transmembrane transport. The record is from RefSeq and is a predicted model, not a curated record. Lineage: Eukaryota; Metazoa; Chordata; Mammalia; Primates; Cercopithecidae. Gene Ontology annotation, cellular component: plasma membrane; cell projection. Gene Ontology annotation, molecular function: gamma-aminobutyric acid:sodium:chloride symporter activity.